AGGAAAGGAGAACAUAUGGAGUGGAGAAUUAGGAAAAAGAAAUUCCAGAAAUAUGCCCUCUGUCUGAGCGGAAAAUAAAUACCUUAAUGAAGAAGUCGUCCCGGUAAAAAGAGAGAACGGAUAUACUGCUAUGAAAGCCUGAUGAGCUCAAGAUUGGGAACCUUUAGAUACAAUGCUGGGUGGGGAAGUAAGAAACUACCAGUUUCCAGUGGGUAGUACCGCAGCAUAUUGCCCACCAAACGGCCAACCACCUGCAAACUCAAAAUAUUGUAACAACAACUGCUGUAAGUCGGUCUCUUCUCUACUUUCAAGUCUCGGGAUUUGUCUCCUAGUGGUUGGUUACACCCUAAUCGGAGCGCUCACUUUUAUGGCGCUCGAAGGAAGGACGAACUUGCCGUCUGAACAGAAGUCGUCAGAGCAUGACCAUUUGAGAUCGCAGACGGUAGAAAAGCUGUGGAGCAUCACCGAAGAUCUGAACAUUUUGUACAAGGACAACUGGACGAGGCUGGCGGAACAGGAGGUUCUAAAGUUCCAAAAUUUGCUCGUGAGAAAGCACAAACAGUUGAACACCGGUCAAAAAAUAUACAACUGGAAUUUCCCUUCUGCUUUUUUAUACUCUUUGACACUAAUAACAACAAUUGGAUAUGGGAAUGUCACUCCCAGGACUGCAUGGGGAAGGCUGAUAACGAUAGCAUACGCACUUGUUGGAAUACCUUUGAUGUUGGUUUAUCUUUCGACAGUCGGCGAUACACUAGCUCAACAAUUUAGGCGUCUGUACAGCAAAUUGCCCCACACCAAAAGUCAUAAGGCCAAAGCGUCUGCCAAUAAAAACGAUUCUUCUGUAAUAGGGACAAAAACUUUACUACAGAACCAUAUAUCACCUAAAAAACACGAAAUCCCUUGUCUACCUCAAGCUCGAGAGCGUGUGCCAAUUUGCCUUACAUUAUUAAUUGUAAUUGGCUAUAUAUCUGGUGGUGCCUUUUUAUUCAAUAAACUCGAAAACUGGAGUUUUAUUGAAGGUUCCUAUUUUUGUUUUACUAGCCUCGGAACGAUUGGUUUUGGAGAGCUUGUGCCUGGGACUACCAGUGGGAAUAAUGAUUUAUCAGUGUUUGUUUCCUCUGCUUUUAUAUUGAUCGGAAUGGCAAUAAUAGCUAUGUGUUUUAAUUUGAUUCAAGAUGAAAUAGUUAUAAUUCUAAGAAAAAUAAGUCUAUGGUGGCAUAAACCAGAUAAAAUAGAAGAAGAAGAUCUAUCAAUAACGGUGAAAUCAUCUUGACACCGUGAAGCACCGUCAGGAUGUGAUCUCACACUCAAAAAAAUUCCAACUGAAUUAAAACAUUACAGCCUCCCGAGGAGAAGAGAACUUAUGAAAUAUUCUAAUCACUUCACAAGAUCUACCCCGACAAGGAAUUCGACUGGAGGGUCAAGAUCGCAGGAACCUCUCAUAGAGUACUUCGUUCCGCGUAGUGUAAGUGAAUUUAACUUAUCGGUCCUUGUCGACCCGAUUCCUCCUCUUCCACCAUCAGCACUGAGAACAAACACAACAAGGACCAAAGACAAGAUGGUGACAUUCGAAGAUGACCAAUGUGCCCAGCCUCGAAAGGCACUGGCACUCGAGGAUGUUUUCAUGUGACGGAGAAAUAGUCACUAACAUAUAACUCGUGGUUGAGAGUUUAAACAACUAUGUAUAUUGACCUUAACUUUUGUAGACCAUUUAAUAAUAUUUGUUUAAAUUUAAAAAAAAAUCAAAAUUGUAAUGUAAUGUACUAGUUUGGUGGUAUGCUUGAAAUGAAAUAAAAAAAUGUAGAAUGGCUAAGAGGAAAUAACAAAUUUACUUCUGUAAGGUCCAGUAUAUUAAUUAUGGAAAUGUAUAUAUGCCAUUUUGAAUUUAAUUAAUUUAGAUUUAGCUGUGUUAUAAAACACACAGUGGAAAAAAUGUUACAAUAUAAUGUGCCAAAUUUAUUAAAUGUCAAAUCACUCAACCAAUGAUCUGUAAGAAUACAUAACAUUACCGAUCAUUUGUGAUUAAAUAAAACACUUCCAUUUUGGAUGUUCGAAUGAGAAAAGACUGUUAACAUUUUGCCAGAUUCAUUGCUCCUUUUGUUUUAUUUAUUAUGUUAUUUCAGAUUCACUCCAAAAUACUACAACGUCCUUGUUGGCACACUCAUAAAAAGUGUUUGUAGAAAAUUCUAUGAAGUUGUCUCAAUUCACCGAUCUAUUUUUACCAUUUUUAAAUUCUUUAAGGGACUUUAGGAUUGGAGGGUUCGUUUAUAACAGUGUGAUCAGCAUAUUUUAGAAUAGGUGUCGGGAUGGGAAUGUAUAUUAUUAGUACUGAAUAGACCAAGGACACCUUGAUCAAGAGAGAAUGAGAAGGUCUGACCUGUGAAGUAUGUGUCAACCUGGUUGGACUUACAGAAAGUGUGUAGAGGAUGCCCUUAAAUUUCCAGUGCCAGACUCAAUUGAAAGCCUAUUCAACCCCUGGCAGUAUUCCUUCUUACUCAAAGAAGGAUGCGAUGAUGUCUACAGCACGGUGGCUGUUGAAGAGCAUAAGAAGUACUGGAGUCUUUCUAGACAUCGAGGGUCUACUACUAAAAUUUAAGUCCUCCCUUUCGAGUAAAUACUAUCCUAAAAACAUUCCUCAACCUCUUUGAUCCAUCCUAUCCCUGGUGUUCCUGAAGGGAGCAUCUUAAGUCUGUUCCUUUUCAUCAUAUAUUUCCCUCAACACCCCAACACACUUAAGGGUACUUAAUCCUCUUUGCAAACCUUAAUCCUGUUCUAGCAGUUUGAUCCCUCCAAGACCGCCUUACCUUAGAAUCAUGAUUCUGAUUUAAAGUUUAAGACUUACUAUUCACUAAAAAAGACUUUACACAGCUUGUACUGUACUGUACUGGAUGGCUGAAAAAUCAAACCUUAACAGGAUCCAGUCAAAAAUCUUCACGCAAUUAUCGAUGCUAGACCUAGCCAAAAUCUGACAAAUCAAAUUCCCUUCUGAAUUAUGUUUCAUUCCAAUGCCCUUAUCUAUGAUCUUUCUACUCUUACUCUCCAUACGAAACCUUACAGUAGAAUGAGGCGACUCUAGCUUCCAUCGGGGUCAUAUGCAUGAAGAGGCUGCUUAACAUUGUUCAUCAACAUGUAAGCUCAUAUUCACACUUAACAUUUUUUUGUCAUAUAGCCUGUUUAUUGCAUAAAUUGAUACAGUUGUAGUUUAUUAAUAAAAAAAUAUAAUAUAAAAAAAUACGCUCUUAAUAUAUGUAAAAUUGGUUGAGUCUCUUCUGUGAUAUGUUCUCAUAAUGACACAGUAAGUAAAUAUGUUAUGGCCUCAAAAAAUGUCAUUAAAAUAUUUACAAAAAACUCAAUUUACUAACUAAUCUUAUUAGGUUAUUAGCUUUAUUUAUGUUUUAAUAUUUAUAUAAUUUAAAAACCGGAGGCAACAAAGCCUUCGCCUCUAGAUUGUGAUAAAUAUUUUUAAAGAAAUUUUAGGCUAAAUAUUUGAUUAUAGUGACAUUUUCAGUAAUAGUAAAAUAUUAAUUAAUAUAUCGACCAUUCAAUUCAAAACAAUAAAAACCGGCUCAGAUUUUCAGUGGUUAUUCGAGUAUUAAUAUUCUUUUAGGUUACAAAUAUUUCCAGCAGAAAUUGAGCAGUAUUUACAUCUUUUCUGAUGUGAAUUAACCAGAUUAUUGAUUAUGCAAAAUACAAGAUGUCAAUAUGCAAAUUGUACAUUUGAACUUAAUUUUUUGUAAAUUAUACAAAUGCUUAAUAAUUUUAAACAUCUAUUAUUUCUAUUCAAAACUAUUUAUGUAAAAUUUGAAAAAAAAAUCUGAUAGCCCUAACAAAUUGUUGCACAUAACUAUUGUGUAAUUAAUACUCCACUGCCAAUUUGAAUUUAACAGACAGAGAGUUGAUUUUAAUAAACUCAAAAACAUACACCAACUCCUAUUCAAAUUUGUUAUUACAUCCAAAUGUACUUUCUAAUUAAUAAAUUAAUGCAUUUAGUUGUGA
Messenger RNA from Cimex lectularius (bed bug), 3996 nucleotides. RefSeq names its product TWiK family of potassium channels protein 7-like. The coding region runs from base 173 to 1273 and encodes 366 amino acids. The transcript is spliced from 5 exons. The record is from RefSeq and is a predicted model, not a curated record. Gene Ontology annotation, cellular component: membrane. Gene Ontology annotation, biological process: potassium ion transmembrane transport; stabilization of membrane potential. Lineage: Eukaryota; Metazoa; Arthropoda; Insecta; Hemiptera; Cimicidae. Gene Ontology annotation, molecular function: potassium ion leak channel activity.